AAGAAGUUUAGCCAAAACGACAUCAUCGUGGCAGUAUUCGCUUUCUUCCUUCCUUCCUUCUCUGCAAGCAUAUAGCUACGCAAAGCCUUCACACAGGGCGCUGAAAUCUCUCUCUCUCUCUCUAACGCCAUGGCUAUGGCUUAUCAUAGUGGAAUCGGGAUCUCCAAGGUCCUAUUCAUCGCCGUAACUGGUUACACCGGCACCGUCCUCCUCAAAAACGGCAAAUUAUCCGAUUUGAUCGGUGAUCUCCAGGCACUGGUGAAAGGAUUGGAAAAGUCCGGGGAUCAGGCUGAAGGUGAAGGAGAACAUGCAUCGGAUGCUAUUGCUGCUCAGAUUCGGCGUUUGGCUAAUGAAGUGAAGCAUUUAUCAUCAAACAGACAAACCAUAGUAAUGAAUGGAGGCUCAGGACAAAGUAGUAAUUUGUCAUCUCUUGUGGUUCCAGCAGCCACCUUGGGUGCUGUGGGUUAUGGUUACAUGUGGUUGAAGGGCGUUUCAUUCUCAGAUCUUAUGUACGUGACUAAACGCAACAUGGAAAAUGCUGUUGCAGAUUUGACAAAAAAGCUGCAGCAUGCCUCGGAUGUCAUUGCUGAUGCUAAGAAGCACUUGACCCAGAGAAUUCAAAUUUUGGAUGACAAAAUGCGCAAACAAUAUAAGAUGGCACAGUCAAUUAAGGAUGAUGUUAAUAAAGUUCAAGAUACUGUUACUACUAUACAUGAUGACUUGAGCGUCGUGCAACACACAGUGAAAAUGUUGGAUGGAAGGUUGAAUUCAGUACUUGAGAAUCAGGAAUUUGCAAAUAUGGGAUUGGACUAUAUUAUUGGCUUUAUAACGGCAAAUGCCCGGAGAGUGCCGGACUCUUUACAGGGAACUAUUCCAAAGGAACAACCAAAACUUCCAGGGAGGUCUACUAGUAUGCUCACAUAUCCAGGAUUUCAGGGUCUUAAAGACAUUGCAGAGUCAUUGUCUAGUUUAGACAGGUCAGCUUCAGAUACUAUUGUGCCGGGUGGUUUGGAUAAUCUGGAGAAGCAGCGAAGGCCGUUGUUGAGGGCUACUUCGACCAAGUGUUGAUGGCGUCUCAUACGAUGACUAUGUAGCUUUUAGGCGUUUCUUAAUUUUUACUUAUUCAGCAGUAACUUUUUGCCUGCAUAAAUCAUAAUAUACCUGCUAUUUUCUGUUGUGAUUUUCUUGUAUAUCUUUAUAAUUUCUACAUUGUAUCAAAUGAACAAACAGCUUUCUAUAUUCAAGCUAGUGAUUUUGGAUUAUAUGUUGUAAAGAAAAUUGAGCUGCCAACAGGAGUUUGGUUUGGUUCUACCUGUUUAUGCCAGUUGCUUUUGAAUGUGGCAUUUGGUUGUGACUUGUUAUACUUUAUGUUUUCCAAAA
Messenger RNA from Medicago truncatula (barrel medic), 1380 nucleotides. RefSeq lists its product as uncharacterized. The record is from RefSeq and is a predicted model, not a curated record. The transcript is spliced from 13 exons. Lineage: Eukaryota; Viridiplantae; Streptophyta; Magnoliopsida; Fabales; Fabaceae. The coding region runs from base 130 to 1068 and encodes 312 amino acids.